AUGGGCGACGACAAGAAGAGAAAGAGGCAAGAGCAGGGAGGCGACCGACCCUCAAAGAAGACCGCCAUUGCACCCGCACAAGGCAAUGUGAAGGUGGAGUACAUCGAUAACGACGAGGUGCUGGGUCCUAUAAUAGCGUCAACACCCGGUCUCAAAUUCCCUUCGCCAAUCACCUUCAAAACCUACAAGCGCACCAAGCUCCUACCGGGCGGCAGUCAUACCGAGUUGCUCCUACAGUCCUCCGAACAUUCUCGUCUUGACUACACCGCCCGCGAAGAGAAGGAUGGAAGCUCGGAAAGUAAGCUCAAGGACUACAUCGGCGUGUACGAUCCCACGACCAGCAAGAUGCAACUCAUGCCGGUGAAGAGGGUCACAGUUCGAAGCUCGUUAAGGAGCGAGACGGAAGAGCUGCAGAAUAGGCAGGCCAGGAUCGAGGCAGCACAGUCCACAUUCACCGCGAAGAGACAUGCGCUCGCGGCGGAGUUCGGAUCUAAACGGUCACGGAAAGCUAUUGAAGACAUGACGCAGAACGCCAUCCAGCGUGGAGAUGCAACGAAAGAUGAAGGCAUUGCGGAGAACGUCUUGCAGGGAAUGUCUGGUGCGACGGCUGCUAUGCCUACUUCCGAGGAGCUUGCCGCUGCAGUGGCCGAGUCGAAACCACGUCCGCGCGCGAACCUGGCUGCCGAAUACCCUAUCGAUGUAUAUCCCAUCGACGUCGUGGUCGGCAAGGAAUUUAUGGCGCUCAUCGAAGUCAGCGACUGGGUCAGCGCCUCAGAAUCUGGAGCUGGUGUCGAGGUCCGCAGCAGAUUCGUCGCCAAGCGCAUCUCAAAAUUGGUCAAAAACAAGCAGUACCAGAAGCUCAAGCUACUGCGCUUCAUACUGCUUUGUGUGAAACUAAAUGACAUUGCAAAACCAGGCAAAGGAACGAAGAAACUUCCACCCAAGGGCAAAUUUGAGACUGCCAUGGGCGAGGAUGUACCAGCCGCGUUGGGCAACACCAUCAGGAGGAGAUUCGCCUCGGAAACUAACGACCUACCGCGCUGGAACAUCGACAACAUGAUAACCCACGCUUGUGCCGCAGCCCUCAUUGUAGAUGACUUUGAAACCGACGUUAAUGACCUGCGGGAGGACUUCAAGAUCGAGAAUAAACAGAUCAGGCAGUACUUUUCAGAGUUGGGCUGCCGACUUAACGUCCCCACCGAGGCCGAUCGCAACAAACUCAAGAUCACAAAAGCAGAGAGUAACAGCCACACCAUCGCGAAGCUGAGACUACCUCUGAAGUUCCCUCAAUUAAGGAGAGGCGCGCCGGGGAGGCGGUAG
Didymosphaeria variabile is the source of this 1320-nucleotide messenger RNA. RefSeq names its product DNA-directed RNA polymerase I subunit rpa49 (gene RPA49). The transcript is spliced from 4 exons. The record is from RefSeq and is a predicted model, not a curated record. Gene Ontology annotation, molecular function: DNA binding. Bases 1 to 1320 code for a protein of 439 amino acids. Gene Ontology annotation, biological process: nucleolar large rRNA transcription by RNA polymerase I; RNA polymerase I preinitiation complex assembly; transcription elongation by RNA polymerase I. NCBI's taxonomy places the organism in Eukaryota, Fungi, Ascomycota, Dothideomycetes, Pleosporales, Didymosphaeriaceae. Gene Ontology annotation, cellular component: RNA polymerase I complex.